Messenger RNA from Ambispora gerdemannii, 2580 nucleotides. NCBI's taxonomy places the organism in Eukaryota, Fungi, Glomeromycota, Glomeromycetes, Archaeosporales, Ambisporaceae. The record is from the annotation of a GenBank genome assembly.
AUGUCUGCUGUUUUAUUUCGCACUGGUAAUGCAAUCGAUUGUCGAACAGCCUUUACCUUUCGCUCUAUAAUACGGGAAUAUUCAGGUACUUUUUCAACUAGUCAUAAUAACUUUACAAAGAACCUUGAUCUUCUUCCGCGCAGUAGCAUUCUACCUCAGAGAAAAUCACCAAGAUUUACUAGACUAUACGCUACUGAAGUCGAAAAUAACCAACAUCAUAAACAUGGCGAAAAAAACGAACAACAAAGUAAGAAUCAAGACUCACUAGAGCAAAAAAAGGAUAGCACAAAAAUUGAAAAUGAAAAUCUGAAAGAUCUCGAGCAGAUUAUAUCAAAAAAAUUUCCCAAAGGCUUUGACAAUUUCUUCAAUAAAGGCAAACCUAGUAGCGCUGCUGCUUCAGAUGAUCAGAACCAAAACGGAAAGUCAUCACAUCCUGAAACUGAGAACAUUUCACGUCCUCCACAUGACGAUAAAUCAAAUAAAUCCAAGCAGCAAAUCCCAAAAGAUGCUUGGACUAUGAGUAUUAAUGUCAAUACUUUAAUACCGUUAAUGUUUUCGGCAUAUCUUUUAUACAAGUUUACUGGUGGAGAUAAUUCCCGCGAGAUUACUUGGCAAGAAUUCCGAACAGCGUUUUUGGAUAAAGGAUUAGUAGACAAAUUGGUGGUGGUGAAUAGAAAAAAAGUUAAAGUCUACUUGCAUUCUAAUGUCACUGGACAAAUGUAUCCGAAUCCACCUGUUCAAUCGGGUGUACAAUAUCACUUUAGCAUUGGUUCUGUAGAAGCUUUCGAACGGAAAUUGGAAGAUGCUCAAAGAGAGCUGGGAAUUCCAUCCACCGAACGCAUACCAGUAGCAUAUCAUGAUGAAAUAAACAUUAUGAAUACAUUAUUACAUUUCGCACCUACACUUUUAUUAGCUGGCGCUCUCUUUUGGAUUACUAGACGUGCAGGUUCUGCUGCCGGGUCUCAAGGUAUAUUUGGUAUUGGUAAAUCAAAAGCAAGAUUAUAUAAUCACGAAACAGACGUCAAAGUGAAAUUUAAGGAUGUAGCAGGAAUGGACGAGGCAAAAGAAGAGAUUAUGGAAUUUGUUAAAUUUUUAAAAGAUCCAACAGCUUAUGAGAAACUGGGUGCGAAAAUUCCUAAAGGAGCAAUUUUGAGCGGUCCUCCAGGUACCGGAAAAACAUUAUUAGCCAAAGCAACUGCUGGCGAAGCCGCAGUUCCUUUCUUAAGUGUAUCUGGAUCUGAAUUUGUAGAGAUGUUUGUUGGUGUUGGUCCCUCACGUGUUCGAGACUUAUUCGCCAAUGCAAAAAAACAUGCACCUUGCAUAAUUUUUGUCGAUGAAAUUGAUGCAAUUGGUAAAUCGCGGGGUAAAAAUGGACAAUUUGGUGGAAAUGAUGAACGGGAAAGUACACUUAAUCAAUUAUUGGUAGAAAUGGACGGUUUUGGUUCAAGUGAGCACGUCGUAGUGUUAGCAGGCACUAAUCGUCCAGAUGUACUUGAUCCAGCACUAUUGCGUCCUGGUAGAUUCGAUCGUCAUAUAGCGAUAGAUCGACCGGAUAUAAAAGGACGAAGUGAAAUAUUUAAAGUGCAUCUUAGACCAAUCAAGACAAAGGAAAAUAUUGAAAAUUUGGCGAAUAGAUUGGCCGCUUUAACACCUGGAUUUUCCGGAGCUGAUAUUGCUAAUGUCUGUAAUGAAGCAGCAUUAAUAGCAGCCAGAUAUCAUAAAGACUGGGUUGGAGAGGAACAUUUUGAACAAGCAAUUGAAAGAGUUAUCGCCGGUCUCGAAAAGAAAUCACGAUUAUUGUCACCUGAAGAAAAGAAAACUGUCGCGUAUCACGAGGCAGGGCACGCGGUUGCUGGCUGGUUCUUGGAGCAUGCUGAUCCAUUACUUAAAGUUUCGAUAAUUCCGCGAGGAAUCGGUGCACUUGGAUAUGCACAAUAUCUACCAAAAGAACAAUAUUUAUACUCUACAGUUCAACUACUUGAUCGCGUGUGUAUGACACUGGGAGGCCGAGUUUCUGAAGAAAUUUUCUUUAAAAUUGUCACUACUGGUGCACAAGAUGAUCUACAAAAAGUCACAAAAAUGGCAUAUGCUCAGGUAUCGACAUAUGGAAUGAAUCCGCGUGUUGGCUCAUUGUCAUUUAAUAAUCCAGGUGAUACUGAAUCUCAAUUUUUAAAACCUUAUUCAGAAGAGACGGCACGUAUAAUCGAUGAAGAGGUUAGAAAUUACGUGCGAAUGGCAUAUGAACGUACUGUAAAAUUGUUGACCGAUCGUAAAAACGACGUUGAAAAGGUGGCGCAAUUUUUAUUAUCAAAAGAAGUUUUGAAUCGUGAAGAUAUGAUUUCUAUACUGGGAAAGAGACCUUUCCCAGAAAAGAAUCUUUACGAAGAAUACAUGCACCCAAAGUCGUCGCAGAAAAAGGAAGAAACUCCCAAAGAACCUAAUUCGUCAUCAUCACCACCACCACCAUCAUCACCACCACCAUCAUCACCACCACCAUCAACACCGCCACCGACACCUACACCAGCAUUAUCACCAUCACCGGCCACGGCAACGACAACGACAGACAAUAAUCCACUUUAA